Drosophila elegans is the source of this 1173-nucleotide messenger RNA. Its product is annotated as odorant receptor 85b-like. Gene Ontology annotation, biological process: detection of chemical stimulus involved in sensory perception of smell; sensory perception of smell. The record is from RefSeq and is a predicted model, not a curated record. Bases 1 to 1173 code for a protein of 390 amino acids. Gene Ontology annotation, molecular function: odorant binding; olfactory receptor activity. The transcript is spliced from 3 exons. Lineage: Eukaryota; Metazoa; Arthropoda; Insecta; Diptera; Drosophilidae. Gene Ontology annotation, cellular component: plasma membrane.
AUGGAUAAGUUCAUGAAGUACGCCAACUUCUUUUACAUGGCUGUGGGUAUUGAGCCGUAUAAAAAGGACUUGUUGGAGCACAAGAACAGUCUUAAGACCCGGAUUGUCUUCUGGGCCAAUGUGAUUAACUUGACUCUGGUUGCGAUCGGCGAGAGUAUAUAUUUUCGCAGUGCCUACAACAAUGGAAAGCUUCUGGAGGCCGUCACUGUGCUAUCCUACAUUGGAUUUGAUAUUGUGGGCAUGAGUAAGAUGUGCUUCAUCUGGUGGAAGAAGGCAGCUAUGAAUGGAAUGGUCAGAGAACUGGAGGAAAUGUACCCACGGGGAAAGGUGCAGGAGCAGAGGUACAAACUGCAGAAGCAUCUUAAAUCCUGCUCCAGGAUCAGCUUUACUUAUUCGCUGCUCUACUCGCUGCUCAUCUGGACCUUCAACUUGUACAGCGUUAUGCAGUUUCUGGUCUACGAGAAGUGGCUUAACAUUCGCGUGGUGGGCAAAACAUUGCCAUACCUCAUGUACAUUCCCUGGAAAUGGGAGGACAACUGGACCUAUUACCCUCUGCUCUUCUCGCAGAACUUUGCAGGAUAUACGGCAGCUGCUGGACAAAUAUCCUCCGAUCUUUUGCUCUGCGCAGUGGCCACUCAAGUUGUAAUGCACUUUGAUUAUCUUUCACAUAGUAUGGAGAGCCACGAACUAAGUGGCGAUUGGGAGCAGGACUCCCAAUUUCUGGCGGAUACUGUUAGGUAUCACGAACGGAUCCUUCAACUCUCCGAUGUGGUGAAUGAAAUAUUCGGGAUACCACUGCUACUCAACUUUAUGGUGUCCUCGUUUGUCAUCUGCUUUGUGGGAUUCCAGAUGACUGUUGGAGUUUCACCGGAUAUGAUUACUAAGCUGUUCCUGUUCCUCUUCUCGUCCAUGAGCCAGGUCUACUUGAUUUGCCACUAUGGUCAGCUGGUGGCCGAUGCGAGUUUUGGCCUUUCGGUGGCUACAUAUAGACAAAAUUGGACUCAUGCUGACAUCCGCUAUAAAAGAGCUUUGGUUAUUAUAAUCACUCGGGCUCAGAAACUGACUUAUCUAAAGGCCACCAUAUUUUUGGACAUCAGCAGAUCUACAAUGACGGAUCUUCUUCAGAUUUCGUACAAGUUCUUCGCUUUGCUACGCACCAUGUACGGUCAAUAA